GACUCUGCAGGGUAAAGUCACAGAAAGCUUACAAGUUAAAUUGUGCUCUUCAAGGCUGUUGAAAUCAUCUUUUCUUCAACAUUUUAGUCAUUUGACAGCGCUACCCUCUCUACAGCUGAGGUAAAGGUAAUUUGAUUUUGUCUUACAUUGGUCAUGAUAUUCAAACACUCAAGUUUUAUCACCUUACUUAAGUCCUGGUAAAGUCAAUACAAAAGUGUUCAGGGGGAAAAUCUUUGAAAAGGGAUGUGACACUUAAGCUGCGUAAGAAGCUCAUGUUACUGUCAUAUUUUCUCAAGGCUCCAGUUAAUGUAGUAUGCGAAAAUGGCUGUUGAGUACCAUGCCUCUACACUGACAAACUUGGAAACUGACGACAGCAAAAUUCAGUAUGAGAAACUCACUGCGGAUGGCAACACGUUUAAGUUUCCAGGUAAGAAAAAAUAAGACUUCAUUUCAAAACUAUUUUUGGAAAAUGUCACUGCUACUACCACAAAUUCUGCUUAUACUAAUAACAAUACUUUCAAUAACACAAUUGGGAAAAAAAAUCAUAGAUGUCGGUCUUGUGAUGAAGAACCUUUGAGUUUAAAGCUCUUAUAAAGAGUUGUCAGACUUCUACGAAAUAUGCAAAAAUUUGCACUGAUAUCUUUUUACAAUAUGAAAAAGCUGACACAAGCAUGAUUGAGGAUUUUUUUAAUACUUAUUUUUAAUGGCUUAUACCAGUGUCAGUCGAGAAGCUGAAGAAACAGCUCUGUUUUGACAGUUCAACAUAAAAUGCUUACACUGAAAGACAAAUUUGACUGUCAAAAGUCAGCAAGAUGAGUUUUUUUGUCAGGAGAUAUUACUCAUGCACGAAGAGGAAAGGACUGCUUUGUCCACAGGAGCCCCUCGUUGACAAGCUAGAAGUCUCUCUCAGGAGCUUUGGGAAAAUCCUGAUGUUAAAUCUGUGAAAUGAGUUUUAAACAAAAAAAAAAGAAGAUAGGGCCACAAUUUUGUCAUGAUUUGAAGUCCUGUUGCCGAUGUUGUUUGAAGACAACAAAAAGGAUCAUCAAAUAAAAACUAACGCCAUUUGCUCGAAACGGUCAACUAUUUUGCAACAUCAUCAUUAAUUUCAAGCCUUAUUUCCAGUUUUCUUGUCAUCAGUUCAUGCUCUGAGGAACAGCCCUUUCCGGGUUGCGACACUCUUCCUCAGCCUGCUGUGUCUUCUCCUGUUGCUUGGGGUCAUAGGUCAAAGUGUUCACUGUGAGUCCACCCUGUCUGUUUUUUCUGUAAAACGUUCAGAUGCUUUAAAAUGUGUUACCAUGAAUUAAAUGUUUCUGUCUUCUUUUACAGAUCAAAAAGUACAACAAGACAAUCAGAACAAACUAACAGCCCUAAAUAAAAACAAGGAGGAUCUCCAGGAGAGACUGAACACAGAGCAAAAAGAGGGAAAGGAUAUUGCAACCAAUUGCGAGCAGUUAAUGAAUACAGGUUCUCAAUUAAAUAGAAAAAGAGACAUGCUGUAUACCAACAGAUAUACACUGACUGAACAAUUAAGAGAUCUCAGACUCAGUGAAGGGCAGUUACAGGCCAGCCAAGAUACUUUAGAGAAAGAGAAGGCACAGCUGAAAGCCAGUACAGACCAGUUACAGAGUGUUAACAACACCCUGACAAAAGAGAGAGACCUCCAACAACAACAAUAUGUAGCAGAUCUCCAACAGAAAAACGACUUAUAUGCUAGUUACGACUCUGUGACCAAAGAAAGAGACAACUUGCAGAAUAAAUUCAAUAAUGCAAGCAGGUCAAAAGAUGAGCUGCAAAAGAAAUACAUGAAACUUGUAAAGGAUUUAGAAAAACUGCAAGAAAGACACAACUUCUCUUCCUAUGAAAAAGAGAAGCUAGAGGGCAGUCAGAAGAACCUGGUGAACGAGAUACUCCAGCUGAAGAGUAAACUUGACGCACUUACUAUCAGAGAAAAAGCUUUGCACCAAAAUUUUUCAACGGCCAUGUCACCUUCUCGUGAGCCGGCAUGUGAUUUGCAAAGUGAAGAAAGAGAAAAGGAAAAGGUGCAGAAAAUAAAUGACGACCUGACUGAUGAAAGAGACAUGCUGCAGGGGGAAGUUCAGAGACUGAAUGCAACCAUUAACGGUAAGCAAAAACUGUUUUAGACACCGCUGCGAGGCAAAUGUUGAGCAUUUGACAGGUUAGAAGGUUUAUCUUUUCAAAUCUUAUCAAAUUUUGGUGUUGGUUUUAAUAAACAGAAUAAAAACCAUCUAUAUAACUGUAUGGCAAGCACAUCAACAGCUGGUAACAGUACAGAUGACAGUGCAGCUACAAGGUGACUGAAAGGUUAAGUCAGUUAUAGACUCAGAUUACUAUGGCAGCUGUGAUUCUUGAGUAGAGUGGGUUAACCCCAAUCAAAUGUAAGGUUUGUGGUUCAAUUCCCAACUCCUCUUGUCAAAGAAUCAAAGGAGGCAAAGGUCUCACAGGCAAAGCCUUCAAAGUAAAUGAAUGUGUGUUGAUGACUGGCUAAUUAGUUGUCUUUAGUGGCUCCUGACUCCAUAAGCACAGUCCUGUUAAAAGGAUUUUGUAAAAAAAAUAUGAAGAGAAAAGUUAGAAGUAAACACUGAUGAAUGAAAGGCAAAUCAAUUAAAAGUUUAAAAAUAUAUAAUUCAGUUGUCCUAAACACAUCUGUCUCAAAGUUUGGUUACUGAUCAAGAGUUUUCUUCCAUUUUCAGGGAAGACAUGUCAAACUGGCUGGAGGAAAUUUCAAUACAGUUGUUACUUUCUCUCUACUGUCAAGAAAAACUGGAAUGCUGCCAGAGAGAGCUGCCAAAUCAUGGGAGCAGAGCUGGCCAUCAUAACGCGCAGAGAAGAAAUGGUUUGUUUUCACAUCUGAUUAUAUCUAUGUGUUUUGUGAAAGAGAGUGAUCACCAAUUUCUAUCCAAGCACGAUCAGUUUCAUGUUAGUUAACUUUGUGAGUUUAAGCUUUGAUUGAUAUUUUCAUAUGGUGUAGAAAAUAAAUGGGUGUGAUGUAAGGAGGUUUGCUAAUUUUCAUCUAACUCAGCAGUUUCCCUUAUUUUCAAGAAGCUGCAAACACACAGUUGGGUUUCAGUUCCCCUAAACUAAAGGGAAGUUUAUAAACACAAAAAGGAGCCAAAGCCAUCCCCAAAUUAAAUAAACAUGCACUGCUGGAUAAGACGACUAUUGCACAUCAUUCUUGGUUUUAACAGUAUCAAAGCAGGACUCCCUGUGAAAAACAUUAUGCCUCAAUGCAGGGUUACUUUUACCCAACAGUACAUGCUUUUUCCUUGUUUUGUUUUUUUUUCUUCAUUUGGGUAACUACUGUGUCCACUAUAAAACCACAAUGAUGUACAAAUAUAUAUUUUAAACAUAAACCUAAUUCAACCCAUUGUUUAAGUCCAGUUUUAACCUUAAAUGACUUGAGCAAUAAUGCCACUUCACAUUUCCCUGAAUGUAAAAUACAGUGACUUCAUUUGCAGAAAAUCAUUUUGAACUGUGUGUCAUUUCUCUUGUAGAGAUUUGUCAAUAAUUGGGUUACAAAGAACCAAGAACCAUGGAUCGGCCUGAGUGAUAGAGGAGUAGAGGGGCAAUGGGAAUGGGUGGACGGGACACCACUGACCACAACGUAAGAAAAAACCCUCCUAUUUCCUAAAGUCAAAGGCUGGGCAUUGAUGAUCCAUGUUGAUUGUCAUGUUGUAUUUUUCUCCUUUCCCCUGAAGGUUCUGGGGUACGGGCCAGCCUAACGGCCACACAGGGACGAACCAGGACUGUGUUGAAUUCUGGCGCAAAGCAUUACAAAUGGGAGAAUGGAAUGAUGAGAAGUGUAGCAUAGUUCAGACUUUUCUCUGUGAAAUAUAAUUGAUUGCAUAAGUAAGGCUUUAAGUUUUGCUUCUACUGGCACAAAUGAAAGGAUGCUGUAAAGAUUUAUGUAGCUCUUCACAGUGCAUUGACAAACUUAUGCUACUAUUAAUGUAAAACAUAGUAUUGCUUGCAGCUUGAAUAUGAAAUAUGUACUGAUUUGUGAUUACAUAUUGAUGUUGAAAUGACCAUACUUAUGAAAAAAAAUGAUAAAAAAGAAAACAAUCUUACAGAGAUGCAGCUGUAUAACCAGUAAUUUGUUUCCAAUAACCUAUGCUAGCCUGCGUUAGCAUGUGCAGAAUGUGAAAAUAAAGGCUUUUCAGUGAUAUUACAA
Messenger RNA from Xyrichtys novacula (pearly razorfish), 4189 nucleotides. The record is from the annotation of a GenBank genome assembly. Lineage: Eukaryota; Metazoa; Chordata; Actinopteri; Labriformes; Labridae.